CCCCGACUUGGUGUUUCUGUGCCCCCAGCCCCUGCGGGUGCCGUGCCCAUCAGAAUUGAGUCAUCAUCUUCACACGUGGCCGAAGGGCAGACCCUGGAUCUGAACUGUGUGGUCCCUGGACAGGCCCACGCCCAGGUCACGUGGCACAAGCGUGGGGGCAGCCUCCCAGCUCACCACCAGGCUCACGGCUCACGGCUGCGGCUGUACCAGUUGUCCCCCGCUGACUCCGGCGAGUACAUGUGCCGCGUGGUGAGCAGCUCUGGCUCCCUGGAGGCCUCGAUCAUGGUCACCGUUGAGGCCUCUGGCUCCAGUGCUGUUCCUGUCUCUG
Messenger RNA from Myotis brandtii (Brandt's bat), 328 nucleotides. Its product is annotated as basement membrane-specific heparan sulfate proteoglycan core protein-like. The annotation marks the transcript as partial. The record is from RefSeq and is a predicted model, not a curated record. The transcript has 2 exons. Lineage: Eukaryota; Metazoa; Chordata; Mammalia; Chiroptera; Vespertilionidae.